GGGUAAUUUUUGAAAACUGAAAACAUUCGUUUUGGAUCAAUGCUGCAAUCUUGUACCUUGACUUCUAGCCCUGGAUACAUACAUUAAUCCCGAACGCCGAGCUGAGUCGAGCUCCAUUCGGUUGUGCCGGAUUAUCUGAGGAAUAGUUUUGUCCGGUUGUCCAGUCAGCAUAUUUUUGUAUAUGAAUCGUCAACGGUGAUGUAGAAUGGCACUCCACAGAUGCAUACCGCGGUUGUAUCAGUGGAUUGCGACUGCGGGAAUGGAUUCAGGAUUAUCUGUUUUUUGUCCUGCUGCAGUGCGAAGUACCCAGCCAUUUUCCACUGUGCCGCGUUCUCUAUCACUGACAUCGGCACGAAUGCUUCACUUCUCUGCACCAGUUGCUACAGAGGCGUCCCCGAAUGCGUCUGACUCGCUAUCGGGAUCUUCGGUUCCUGGCAUUCCGGUAACCGAAAGAAAUCUGGCCUACCCACCGCCAUAUGUAACACCACGCGAAAUUUGGCUGGAGAGUUUGGAUAGAAUCGAAAACCACAAAACGGGGCUGGUCCCGCUGCAUCCCGAAAUAUUUGCGCAAUUUCCUAGGAUUGAUAUUAUCCACCAAAACGUGAAAUGGCAGUCGCUGUACAACACAAUCGACUACACUUUCGCUCGUAAUCGAGCUGAAAUGCCCGGCGGAGGAAGGAAGCCAUGGCCGCAGAAGGGGACCGGUCGAGCACGUCAUGGAAGUAUUCGGUCUCCGCUUUGGCAUAAUGGUGGUAGAUCCAAAGGGCCUCGCGGUCCCAAAAGUUUUUUCUAUUUAUUGCCUCAGGACGCCAAGUUAAAAGGACUGAAGUGUACCCUCUCUGUAAAAUUAGCGCAGAAUGAUCUUCAUGUUGUCGAAUCUUUUGAUAUUCCUUCGGAGGAUCCGACGUACAUUCAAGCGUUGGCCACGAAACGGAAUUGGGGGCUGUCUAUUUUGUUUGUUGAUGACACCGACAUUAUGCCUACGAAUAUCGCCUUAGCUUGCGCUGAGAUUCCUAGCUUCACUUUGAUGCCCGUCUAUGGAUUGAAUGUGUACAGCAUGCUGAAACAUGAGACCUUAGUGCUAACCAGGGCGGCAUUAGAGAGAAUUGAGGAACGAAUACUCCGGUUUCGUCAUCGCAUGGAGCGAACUGACAUUCGCAGACACGUCAUCGGAGAAGUUCGUUAGUGUUACAACUACAGAAGUUCGUGAAAUUACCCUGUUUUAUGACUGGUGUGCUUUGCGGUUUUUGCAUGGAUGGCAAACAUUUUCGUAAAUCAUAUUUAGCAUAGGCAAGCUCGGAAAUUGUGUUGUCUUUUUGCGGACGGUUUUGUUAACGGACGAUGUGGUCUAAAAGUAUUCCUUUGCUCGUAACAACUGCGAACUAAACUACGCUGCAGUAGUUUUUGUAAUAAUUCAAUAGCAUUCUG
This is a messenger RNA of Paramacrobiotus metropolitanus, 1428 nucleotides long. Its product is annotated as 39S ribosomal protein L4, mitochondrial-like. The transcript is spliced from 8 exons. Gene Ontology annotation, biological process: translation. Gene Ontology annotation, molecular function: structural constituent of ribosome. Bases 206 to 1186 code for a protein of 326 amino acids. Gene Ontology annotation, cellular component: ribosome. The record is from RefSeq and is a predicted model, not a curated record. NCBI's taxonomy places the organism in Eukaryota, Metazoa, Tardigrada, Eutardigrada, Parachela, Macrobiotidae.